Alligator sinensis (Chinese alligator) is the source of this 1368-nucleotide messenger RNA. RefSeq names its product R-spondin 1 (gene RSPO1). The coding region runs from base 1 to 786 and encodes 261 amino acids. The record is from RefSeq and is a predicted model, not a curated record. Lineage: Eukaryota; Metazoa; Chordata; Crocodylia; Alligatoridae. The transcript is spliced from 5 exons.
AUGCGGCUUGGACUGUUUGCGGUGGUGGUUUUUCUAAGCUCGAUGAAUCUAACAGGCAGCAGCAAAGCAGCAAAGGGCAAGAGGCAAAGGCGAAUCAGCACCGAGCUGAGCCAGGGCUGCGCAAAGGGCUGCGACCUGUGCUCGGAGUUCAAUGGGUGCCUGAAGUGCUCCCCGAAGCUCUUCAUCCUGCUGGAGCGCAACGACAUCCGGCAGAUCGGUAUCUGCCUGCCCUCCUGCCCGCUCGGCUACUUCGGCCUGCGCAACCCUGACAUGAACAAGUGCAUCAAAUGCAAGAUUGAGAACUGUGAGUCCUGCUUCAGCCGCAACUUUUGCACAAAAUGUAAGGAGGGUUUGUACUUGCACAAAGGGAGGUGCUACAUCACCUGCCCCGACGGCUAUGCUGCCGCCAACGGGACCAUGGAAUGCAGCAGUCCUGCACAAUGUGAAAUGAGUGAGUGGGGCCCCUGGGGCCCAUGCUCCAAGAAGAGGAAGGUGUGCGGCUUCAAGAAGGGCAACCAGGACCGAACGCGGAGGAUCCUACAGGCACCCGCCGGGGACGUGUCCAUGUGUCCCGCCACCACCGAGGUCCGAAGGUGCACGGUGCAGAAGAGCCAGUGCCCUGAGGGUAAGCUCCUGCCGCAGGAAAAGGAAGAGAAAGGAAGAGCUAAGGCAAAUGGGAACAGGAACCAGAAAGACACCAAAGAUGCCAAGUCCGGCCCCAAAAGGAGGAAAGGCAAGCAGAAGGGCACCAUGGUUCCCAUGACGUCGGCUAGCCCGGUCCAAUAGCUGCCCCUUUGCAGGCGCACGAUGGCAAGAUUCGUUGCUGCUAUGUAUAUGAAAGCUUUAUCAAACCGGAGCACUGCGACGCAACACCCCCUGCCAGGCCAGCAGAGAUGGACAGACACCCCUACACACCCACGGAGCGGCCCCCCAGACAUGGGACCCACAUGCCCUGCGACUCCCCACCAUGCACGCAGAUGCAGCACAGGACUGCAGGGUGCAAACUGCUAAGGGGAGGAGUAAGGGAACCCCCACGGCUUUAGCAGCGGGCACUGGGGCACGCGGCGUGGAGGGCAGCGGGGCGUGCAUCCACAGGACAGCGUCUCACUGGGCAGUCAGCCGCGCAAGCCCAGGACAGCGCGGCCCCAGCCAGAGGGCUGAGACUGGGACUGGCCGGCUACUCCCCUGAGCCCUGGACUCUGGGGUGGCUGGAGGCAGUGGCCUGCCCCUCUCUUCCCUCCUCCCUUUUGUGUUCUGACCUGUAUGACUUCUUCGUGGAGAAUACCGGUUACACGUCUGUGGUACAAGUCAGCGGCAGCUGCCCUGACACUGUUUCCAAACUUUAUUUCAAAUUAAAAUAGAGGAAAA